Oncorhynchus nerka (sockeye salmon) is the source of this 4905-nucleotide messenger RNA. Its product is annotated as up-regulator of cell proliferation-like. The transcript has 8 exons. NCBI's taxonomy places the organism in Eukaryota, Metazoa, Chordata, Actinopteri, Salmoniformes, Salmonidae. The coding region runs from base 604 to 4251 and encodes 1215 amino acids. Gene Ontology annotation, molecular function: protein binding; GTP binding; zinc ion binding. The record is from RefSeq and is a predicted model, not a curated record.
CCCAAACUACUUCCUAUGGUCUCUGUACCUCUGAAAACGUCCCUUCACUUUCAUUUCCACUGUCUCUGCUAAGGUCUCAGGACCCAUCAGCUCUACAAAGUCCUCUGACUCCACCUUGAGGAACAAAGGAGUGAUUACAACUAUCACAGAAUGACAAAAAUAUGAUACAAAUAUAAUACUGAAUAAUGUUUUCUGAUCUAUGCUUGUUUGUGUCUUUACUGCAUUUAAUAACCACUCGCUGAAGACAUAUUCACACAUGAUCAAAUAAUUUUAAUGGAUAACUUUCUUUAUAGAGUUUGCGGCGUAUGCCAAUACCAAUAUGUAUCAGAUGUGUACUGUUAUUUCCAGAUGUUUUUAAUUCAUUUGACUCUAUAUAUGACAUCACAAAUAUUUCAGUAUUAGAACUAUAUAUUCUGCCUCUUAGAAAACGUAGAUCUGUUUUUUUUGUUGUUGUGUAAGUUAUUUCCUGUUAGAAACUGAAAGUAAAUUUGACAGCUGGCUUCAGCUCAGGGUUUUCGACUUGCAAGUCAGCAGGGGAAAUGAUUGAUAUGGGACUAGACCAGUCCUCUUCAGCAUUGUGAGGUCUCCUCUCUGAGAGUUAUAAUGAGUUAUCACCAGGGGGCUGAGGGUGGAGCCAUCCAUAAAGAAAGAUGUAAGGAUGGGUCGCCAUACAAGGAUCUUGAUGAGACCAUGGACCCUGAUAUGAGUGGCCCUCCAGAGAGAGCAGAGUCUAUUUCCUCUGGUUUUCUAUCAGUGAAGACUGACCGAUCCAUGGAUUUCCCUCUUCAUUUCAAAGGAGCAGACUCUCUACAUAACAAAGGGCCAGUAGACGUAUCCUGUGAUAUCUGCUCUCAGGUCCAAGCUGUGAAGUUCUGUCAGACCUGCAGUGUGUCCUACUGUGAGACCCACAUCAGACAGCACUAUACAAUAGCAGCACUGCAGAGACACACACUGGUGGAUGUGACUGGAGACCUGGUGCAGAAACUCUGUCAACAUGACUACAGUCCUCUGGAGGUGUUCUGUAGGACAGACCAGAUGAUGAUCUGCAGUCAGUGUGCAGAGACAAACCACAAAGGACAUGAUACCAUCCUCCUUGAGACAAAGAAAGCAGGAAGACAGCCUAAGAGUUUUGAUAGAGACCAACACACAACGUUGGCCGCGGAUGAUGUGCUGCCCCCUCCUGGUGACAUCCAGGUCCUGUUGCUGACGUCAGACUCUGUGUCUCUGAGCUGGGGUCCUCCUGAAGAGUUGAAGGGACCACAGAAGUUCAGAGUGACCUGGGGUUGUGACGUGGAACCGUGCAGUAUAGGGGUGAAAAAUGUUCACGAAGUUGAAAUAAGCAGACUCAACCCUGGUAAAAAGUACCAGUUCAGUGUGGCUACAGAGGGAGAAGAUGGAAGCCAAAGCAGAUGGAUCUCAGCAUCCCUAUCCGCAGUACCUCCUGCUCCAGACCACCUGAAUGUUGACUCAGUGGACACCACAUCAGCUGCUGUUAGCUGGAGCCAGCCACCAGGAUUGGACCAAACCCAACAUCAGUACCAUAUCUCCUACCGCUGUCCAGGGACAGAACCACACAUCACUACCACAUCUUCACCCAGCAUCACUCUCUCUGACCUGCAAGGUGGUACUCAGUACUCUGUCUCUGUCUGUACUGUGCUGGAAGAUGGAAGGAAAAGUCAACUGGUGUUAACAACCCUCACCACAAGAUCCUAUCUGAUGGGGCUGUUGUCAAAGACUGGACUGGAAGAUCAUUAUGAAAACAAGUUGACAUUAAGUACUGUCCUUGAGAUAAAUGCUGAUACUACAUCAGAUGAACCUCUUACCACUAUGCAGUCACUUCCAGGGGCCUUCCUGAAGAAGUUAAUGAUGGCAAAUCUGAAUGCUAGGAGUGUCAAAUGUAUGUCCACUGAUGCAGAAGUUUCAUUUCCGGGUACAGACCGUUUUGAGAAUCUAAAAAGUGACUCUGAUAACAGUGAUGUCAUUAAUCCACUGGACCUGAUAACUGCCCUGUUUCUGUGCUCAGAUGGUUUCCUGCAGCAGGAGAUGGUCCAGAAAAUGUCCAUGUGUCAGUUUGCUGUUCCUCUCCUGCUGCCCAACUGUGACACAAAACAAAGCACUUUGAUGCUGUGGGCCUUGAGGGACAUAGUGAAGAAGUUUAGACUCUCUACCCAAACAGACACAAAGGCUUUUGUGGAGGAGAGAAUUGUACUCUCUGAUAUUCACAUGGUGUCCUUUGUUAGGUUAGGUGAGAUUAGAGUGUCCAAGUCUCAGAUCUUGAACAAACUGCUUAGUAACCCUCAGCAGUACCACGACACAUUUGUUCAUCAUGAUAUGGAAUGUGGCGACAUCCCCCAUAGAAUUUCAGAUGGUCUGGUUGAAAUCAGCUGGUACCUUCCAUGUGGGAACAGAAACAUAGACAUCUUCACUAAGCCUAUGGUGGUGGCCAAUCUCAGAGGAGACAUCAGGUCCUUUGAAAAACAGUUCUCCUUUCUGUGUCAAACAUCAGCUGCAGUUUACAUUUUCACUGAUGAUUUAAAGGCAGAUCUCAAUUUGUGGAAAAGCAAAAAUACAAAAGCAGAGAUAUUUCUGGUCGUCAACUCUCAAAGAAAAUCAUUCAGAGUAGACACAUUAAAACAAAUGAUCACAAACUGCAGUAUCAAUGACCAAAAUGUGAUUGUCAAGAAAAAGAAAAACGAUGCAGAAUUUGUCAAAACCCUGCAAUCAUCUGUUGGUGACAUCAUUGAAAAUAGUCCAGACCGGUUGACAGUGGAAAACAUGACUGACAUAGCUCGUCACAGUGGGAUUCUGGUUGAUGAAGACCGCCAUGACUGUCAGAGUGCCAGGAAGAUGGCAGAUGAAAUCACCAGCAACAUCCCAGACACAGUCACAUUUAAAGACAAACAGCUACCCUUACAGGGGCAAGUCUGGAAAGAGCUUUCCCAGUUGGAGAAAGAGAGAUGUAGACUGAGAAAACAAGGGGAUCAAGACAUUGAACACUACAGGAGCUCUCUGAAGGAGAAGGAGGAAGAGCUGAGAAAGAAACAAUAUACAUUUUACAUGUCAGAUGCAAUGAAAAGCUUCAUUUUAGGAUUGUCAGGUUCAGGAGCUGAGCGUUCCUAUUUCCUCAAAUGGAUGCAGAUAAAUCUGGACAAUCUGUCACGUCAGAACCUGUCUGCUUUGCGGGACCAGAACAAAGAUCUUUGCCAAAAUUCUCCUGAGAAAAAAGAUGACAUUAAAGAUUUGGAUAAGCAAUUAUCUGACUGUUCCUUGGGUCUUGAACACUUCCUGCGUGAGUUGGGCCAGUUAUAUGAAGCUGCCUGCUCCCUCCCUGAAAGUAGCCUACAAAGGAAACAGAUGGAGAAUCUCCCUGGAUUGUGUGCUCAGAUGCUGUUGGAUGGUUUCCCCAUUGAGCUUGUGGAUGGAGAUGCAUCAAAUAUCCCUCUGAAAUGGAUAUCAGCUGUUCUGACUCGGCUGCAUAAUCUUGUGGACUCUAACAGCAAGAUCCGGGUUGUGACAGUUUUAGGGGACCAAGGUACUGGGAAGUCCACUCUCCUCAACACCAUGUUUGGAGUCCAGUUUGCUGUCAGCAGUGGAAGAUGCACUAGAGGGGCCUUCAUGCUGCUGAUUAAAGUCAACAAAGAACUCAAGGAGGAACUGAAAUGUGACUUCAUCAUGGUGAUUGACACAGAGGGGUUGAAAUCACCAGAGUUGGCUCAACUUGAUAAACACUAUGAACAUGACAAUGAACUGGCCACACUGGUAAUUGGACUCAGUGAUGUCACUAUCAUCAACAUUGCCAUGGAGAACAACACAGAGAUGAAAGACAUUCUGCAGAUUGUUGUUCAUGCUUUUAUCAGGAUGAAGGAAUUGGGGAAGAAGCCAGUAUGUCAUUUUGUGUACCAAAACGUGUCAGACAUGUCUGCUCAUGACAACAACAUGAGAGAGCGGAAGAAGUUGUUGGAACAAUUGAAUGAAAUGACCCAGGCAGCAGCCAGAAUGGAGAAGAAGGAGAAUAUCACCAAGUUCACUGUUGUGAUGGAGUAUGAUCCAGACACAAGCAGCUGCUACAUCCCAGGACUCUGGCAUGGGACUCCCCCUAUGGCUCCAGUCAAUGCUGGAUACAGUGAGGCUGUGUUUGAUUUAAAAAAGAGCUUGAUGCAAGACUUAAUCAAAUGCCAGAGUAAUGAUGACAUGACACAUUUCCUGAAGUGGACAGAAAGCUUGUGGGAGUCUGUCAAAUUGGAUAAAUGAAUUGUAAGUGUCAGAAACAGCUUGGUUGCAGAUGCAUACACCAGUUAAUGCUUUAAGUACAAUGGUUGGAACGGUCCUUCAAGAAGGACAUUUAUUCCUGGAUAAUGGGUGCUGAAAGCAGAAUAUAAAACAAAUCCAAACCCCCAAAUGAGCAUAUGAAACGUGCUGAAGGACUGGUCCUGUCAUCCCAAUGGUGGAAGCAGUUUAUUACUGUCACUAGGACAGCAGAACCCCUGCCCAUCAGGUUCUAAGUGUUCUAAGUUACCAGUUAGAAUAGUAGAAUACACAAGGUGCCAUUUAGAAAUGUGGUUUUAUAUCAGCAGGUUUUCUCUUGUUAUGUAAGUCACUGACAGUCAGUCAUUUAGCCCAUGUCAGCAAAACAUUUUUAGAUUUUUAGAUCUACUUCAGGAUUGGUGGGUCCCCUGCGGAAUGGUUGAGCUAAUGUAGGCUAAUGUGAUUAGCAUGAGGUUGUAAGUAACAAGAACAUUUCCCAGGACAGACAUAUCUAAUAUUGGCAGAAAGCUUAAAUUCUUGUUAAUCUAACUGCACUGUCCAAUUUACAGUAGCUAAUACAGUGAAUGAAUACCAUGCUAUUGUUUGAGGAGAAUGCACAGUUUUGAACAUGAAAAGUUACUAAUAAACAAAUCAGGCACA